UAACAACCUCCUACGCACUUAACACAUGUACAAGACUAUAAAUCGCAGUGUCCCCGCAGGUAUCCGUCAUAGGCGCCUGAAUAUUCCGUCGAUAUACUCUCCCUCUGUUGCGCAAAGCAUAUAAAGGCCUCCAGAAACAUCCCCCUACACCGGCGAACCUGUCCUCCGCUCGCCCGCAACCUCCGCAUCUUGCGCGCAACACUGCCUGACGCAAGCUAUAUAGGUCACGCCCUUUAUAGCUGAUACAGCUACUCUGCACAUUGCUACUGGACUUUUUGUCUAAUCAAGAAUCUUCCCAAAACUUUUCCAUUGGUGGGACCAGAGAAACAAAACAAACCUUCACCCCCCGAGUUCAUUGUCAAGAUGUCAACCGCAACGAAUCCCGGUAGCUCUCCCGGAACACCAGAGCCCCAUCUGCACAUUCCCAGCAAAGAGGAAGUCAAAGAAGAAGUGGUAGUUGCAACGAAACAUACAUUCUCCGGCUUGCGCGCUCUGGCAGCUGGCGGCGUCGGAGGCGUAUGCGCCGUUGUCGUCGGACAUCCUUUUGAUCUGGUCAAAGUGCGAUUACAAACUGCGGAGAAGGGAGUCUAUUCUGGCACAAUGGACGUAGUGAGGAAGACGUUUGCAAGAGAAGGAAUCAGGAGAGGUCUCUACGCAGGCGUAUCCGCGCCUCUCGUCGGCGUCACGCCAAUGUGUAAGCUUUCUUCAUACUCCCGUCCUUUUGUCUCUCCGCUACUCUUCACUGACCCAACUUCUUUCAAAACAGUCGCCGUUAGUUUCUGGGGCUACGACGUGGGCAAAGGACUCGUGCGCCAAGUGUCCGCCGUACACGACGACAAGCUCAGCAUCGCGCAGACCUCCGCGGCCGGCUUUUUCAGCGCUAUCCCUCAAACCGCCAUCACUGCUCCCUUUGAGCGCGUCAAGGUCCUUCUCCAGAUCCAGGGCCAGAAACAGCUCGCGCCGGGCGAGAAGCCCAAAUACGCCAACGGGUUUGACGUCGUCCGCCAACUCUACCGCACCGGCGGCAUCCGCAGCGUCUUUCGCGGCAGCGCAAUGACACUUGCCCGCGACGGGCCCGGCUCGGCCGCGUAUUUCGCUACAUACGAGUACAUCAAGCGCAAACUCACCCCCGCAGGGUCCGAAGGCCAGCUCAGUCUCACGGCGAUUAUGACUGCCGGUGGCGCCGCCGGCGUCGCCAUGUGGAUUCCCGUGUUUCCCGUAGAUACUGUCAAAUCGAGACUCCAGAGCGCAGAGGGAAACCCGACGAUUGCAGGGACGAUAAGAGAGCUGUUUGCCCGCGGUGGAGUCCGGGCGUUUUUCCCCGGUUUGGCACCUGCUUUGGCCAGAGCAGUGCCUGCCAAUGCGGCGACUUUCCUCGGCGUCGAACUCGCACACAAGGCUAUGCGCAAAAUGUUCGAUUCAUAGAUCUGAUCUAGAUCUAGAUCCCUACCUAGUUCCCCGUAUCUACCUAUCCUACCUAACCUACGAAUAUCCGAGCUGGCGCUGAAGCUGAAGGUCAGAUGAGAUGGCCUUGGGUCCUGGGCUCUUAAUCCUGGGUCCUGGUCCUGUAUCUUGUAUCUCGGGUGCUUCGUCCGCGGACCCGAGACCCCAAGAAAUCGAGACUGGCGUGGACCAUUUAAUGGCAUUCACCUUCCACCCAGUGAGUCAGUGACCCAUCUGUAUAGGUAUCAAGGUAUCAGGU
Xylona heveae TC161 is the source of this 1702-nucleotide messenger RNA. Its product is annotated as mitochondrial carrier. The transcript has 3 exons. Gene Ontology annotation, molecular function: O-acyl-L-carnitine transmembrane transporter activity. The coding region runs from base 364 to 1425 and encodes 353 amino acids. The record is from RefSeq and is a predicted model, not a curated record. NCBI's taxonomy places the organism in Eukaryota, Fungi, Ascomycota, Xylonomycetes, Xylonales, Xylonaceae. Gene Ontology annotation, biological process: carnitine transmembrane transport; mitochondrial transport. Gene Ontology annotation, cellular component: mitochondrial envelope.